AUGGACCCAACAAGGUUGGCCCCUAGUUGCGUACACAUUUCGUCUCCCAUUGCGCCUGCGUCAUCGACUCGGUUGAAGAUAAAUGGAUAUAUAGACAAUUUAAAUUCGAUUAUAUCUUGCAUCUCAGCACUUGAUCUUGAGCUACUGCUAUUAACAAACGAUAAAAUGGCCAUUCUUAUUUCUGAGCUCACAUCUUCAUUGUGGAACAAUGCCGCGUUUCUGCAUGAUUUGUUGAUGCGAUUUUUCAAUGUUAAUGAAAAUAGACCCGUUUCUUUCUUACAUAAAAAAACAGUCGAAACUUUGAGCCUCUCUUUGGAGGGCUUGUCGCCCAUUGAUGACCCCAAGGAGAGCAAGAUCCCUGUUUUGGAGCUUUAUUCAACACUCCUUGAAAAAAUCGAUUUUUUACUGGAUUCUAGUCUUAUUUAUAAAGAGAAUUUUUUGUCCUCCUGUAGGUCUCCCAAGGAAACUGCCCAAAUAAUACAACUUGGUGAUGGAGGCAUUGCCCUUGGUGCUUCUUUUGAUCAGGCCGUCCCGAGAUCGCAACUAACUUUUUAUGAUGCUCCAUGUGAUAACUCUCGAGAAGCAAAAUUUUCCCCUCGUCUUGAAUCCAUCCAAUUGGGUGCCCCGUUUUCUAAGCAAAUUGAGUCUUUGUUGAGCGCAGGCGAGCCAUUAGCAAAAUUGGUUUCGGUGGCUCAUAACUUUAUCUCUAUCGCCUCGGAUUCGCUUAAAAAUCCUAGCUAUGAACGGAUGGAAAAAAGACCUUUAAUGAUCAUCGACACUGCAUCUCAAUUGGAAAAUUUGGUGAAAAUCCUUGAUCAAAAUUCGGUAUUUGCCAUUGAUGUUGAAUACCACUCUUUGCGAUCAUUUAGGGGCUUUUCGUGCUUGAUACAAAUAAGCACACCAGAUGAAGACAUCAUAAUUGAUGCUCUGGCUUUAAGGGAGCACUUGUUCCUAUUAAACACCCCAUUUGGGGAUCCAUCAAAGCUAAAAAUUUUCCACGGAUGUCGUCAAGACUUGCUUUGGCUUCAAAAGGAUUUCUCGAUAUUUGUUGCAGGAAUUUUUGACACAUUUGUUGCCACAACUGCGGUUUUGUCCCUAUCAUUGCCAUCUUUUUCAUUGGCCUCGCUUGUGAGUACCUUUUGCUCGACAGAAGAUUCUAAGCUAGAAAUGGACAAGGAGCUUCAACUUGCAGAUUGGAGGAUCCGUCCCCUUUCGCAACAAAUGCUCAGAUACGCUAGGGCUGAUACCUAUUUCCUUUUGUCUCUUUUUGUCAAUUUUAUUGCAACCACAGCUUCUGACCCAACAGCCAUCAAAGGAUGGAUUGAAUGGAGCAUUCGUGAAAGCUCCUCCCUAGCUCUAAUCCGCUAUUCACCGGAAGAAAAAAAAUCUUCUUUUGAAAGCGAUCGACAAGAAGCAUUGGUUAGUGCUCAAAAAUCGUUAAAUAUACCCCUAUCUGCCCCUUCGAUUAGAGCAUUUAAUGCUCUUUGGGCAUGGAGAGACACUAUGGCAAGAGCCGAAGACGAAUCACCUAGAUAUGUGCUUCCAAAUUUUAUGCUCAUUAAAAUUGCCCAAAGGGUCCCGUCAGAUUCGCAAUCUGUUUUGAGUUGCUGCAACCCGGUUCCCCCUCUUGUUCGACAGCAUUCUUCAGAUAUCGCAUUUUUAAUUUGGAAAGCCGCAUCGUCUAUAGAAACCAUUAUACCUGUUUCGCAACCAACUUUGGUAAGCGAGCUUGUUAAUGAAGGCAACGGCAUCUAUAGUGUGUUUCCAACGGAAUAUCAAGUCCUUAUCAGUGAAAAUCUAGAUCAACUCAGAAAAGAGACCGAUGUUCCAUCCUCUCUAAUGGCUAAUAUACUUUCACCAUGCAAUUCUGUUAGUGCUAACGAGGAAAUUGUUUCAAAAAUAACUAAAAUCAAAGAGACAUUUUCUCUUGCGCCGUGGGAAUUGAUCGAAGACGAGAAUAAUCAAGAAAACGGUCCACAAAAGUCGGACAUCGAUAAUAUGUUGGUAUCUGUAAAUAUGGAUCUAGCAAAUUCGUUAGAAGAUUUAAGUGAAGACAUCACAUUAAAAAAGAAAAAACGCAAGAAAAGCAAAAAACCAGACACCUUGGAAUUUAUUUCUAGUGCCGUUGAGCCACAAACUGAUGCUAACUCACUGCCUUUUAUAGAGAAUAACGAACUUACACCUAUUCCUACUUCUUUGGCAUCAAAAUCCUUUUCAUUCCAGAAUGGUGAAUGUUUGAAACGAAAGUCUCGCCAAUCCGACGCUAUUGAAGCCCCCAUUGGCUAUGUAUCUCAGAGGAAAAAUAGAAAACAAGUCAAGGGAGUUUCCCAAUCCUUUUUAAAUUAA
Molecule: messenger RNA, 2346 nt
Organism: Mitosporidium daphniae
Lineage: Eukaryota; Fungi; Microsporidia
Exons: 1
Coding region: 1-2346 (781 amino acids)
Biological process (GO): nuclear polyadenylation-dependent antisense transcript catabolic process; exonucleolytic trimming to generate mature 3'-end of 5.8S rRNA from tricistronic rRNA transcript (SSU-rRNA, 5.8S rRNA, LSU-rRNA); histone mRNA catabolic process
Cellular component (GO): nuclear exosome (RNase complex); nucleolus
Molecular function (GO): nucleotide binding; nucleic acid binding; 3'-5'-RNA exonuclease activity
Source: RefSeq, a predicted model, not a curated record